CCGGAGGCGUCUGCGCUGCGCUGCGCGAGACCGGGGCGUUCGGGCGGUGGCGCGAGGCGCGCGGCCGACGGCAGCACGAGCCCGCUCGCUGGAGCCCCCGCGGGAGGAUGGCGCCGCCGGAGCUGCUGCUGCUCCCGCUGCUGCUGCUGCUGGGGCCGGCGCCCCUCGGUGCAGGCCAGAUGAAUCUGACGAGCCCUCAGAAUGUUCAAGUCGAUGUUGUAAACACAAAUUUCACUCUAAGAUGGAGCUGGGGUAGUGAGAAUGACUUCAGUGUGACAUUUUCAGCUCAAUACCAACGAAGAUUUGAGAAUUAUGAGGAAGAAGAAGAAGAAACAGAUUGGAAAGAGAUAUCUGGCUGUCAGAAUGUCACUGUCCUAGAAUGCGACUUCUCCUCAGCAAUGACAGCUUAUUUAGAUUCCUAUAAUGUGCGUAUAAGAGCUGAAAAAGGGGAAGAAAAAUCUCUGUGGUCUACUACUUUAUCAUUUGUACCAUAUUCAAUAGCUAAAAUUGGUCCUCCAGGAGUGCAGUUAGAAUCCAUAGAUGGAGUGGUGAAAAUCAACAUUUCCCCUCCAGAAGAAAAUCAGAACAGAAAAAUGUGGACAAAUGAUAUAAGUUUUACCUACAAUGCAGUGUUCUGGGAGAACUCAUCAAAUGCAGAGCCAAAAAGCAAAACUAUUAAUCGCAGAGACACAAUUUAUGAUCUUGCACCAGAGACUACUUACUGUCUGAAGGUUCAAGCACGCAUAACUUCUGAAAGAAAAGUAGGUUCCUUCAGUCCAGUGUACUGCAUUAAAACUACAGAUAAAGCGUGGAAUGUACUACCUUAUCCAAUGAAUGUGGAAGUUCAUGCUUUGAACAUGAAGUUUCUUCUAUCCUGGGAUAAUCAAUAUGAUCAAAAUGUGAGCUUUACUGUACAAUAUCUCAGUGGAUUUUUAAAGAGUCUUCCUGAAGACUAUUCAGAUAAAUGGAUCACUAUUUCUGGAUGUGAAAACAUCACUACUGCACAGUGUGACUUCUCAUCUGACAUAACCAUUAGUGGAAUUUACUUUCUCCGUGUACAAGCUAUGAAUGGAUAUAAUAAAUCACGUUGGUCUAAUGAAAUAAAAGUGGAUCCUUGUGUAGUAAAUGAAAUUGGCCCUCCAAGCGUAACAGUAAGCUCCAAUAAGGAUUCACUUCGUAUCCAGCUCACUCCUCCAGGAGAGUCUGAAAAUAAGUCCAUGAGUGAAUUUUAUGACUUAUCUUACCGCGUUCUGUACUGGAAAAAUUCUUCAGAUACUGAGGAGAAAAUCAAAGAAGAAGAACAGUUAUUAUUCACAAUCUCUGACUUGACACCCUUGGUUUUAUAUUGUUUGAAAGUGCAAGCAUUUUCACCAGCAUAUAAAAAAGAUGGUCAUUUUAGUGAUGUGGAAUGUAUUAAAACGCUUAAUGAUAAAACUUCACCUCUGACUAUUUUGAAAACCUUUGUAAUCGCCAUGAUUGCCUUCUUCUUUUUUGCAUCAUUUUUGAUUUUUGGUAUAUAUUAUAUAUCUAGACGGAUCAGAUAUGCAUUCUUUCCAUCAUGCAAACCUCCUUCAAACAUAGAGUGCCUUGGUGGACAACCUUUCAACAGUCCAUAUCUGUCAACUUCAGAGGAGCCAACAGAAAAUUGUUGUAUAAUUGAGAGUAUUGUUAUAGAGGAAACAGAUCAAACUGAUUUUAAAGACUACAAACACUCAAAACAGAGCACUCGAGAUUCAGGAAAUUAUUCUAAUGAUGAUGAUACUUCUGGAACUAAAGUGUUAGAAGAAAUGCUAGAACAGGAAACAGCAUAACUGAAAAUAACCUCAAACUUGAGACUGGCAGCCUAACUAGCAUUUUGCUGUUCUCAUUACAUAUGAAAGAGUCAUUGCCUGACAAAGGCAGGCUGAUAGACUCAUAGACUUUAAGGUCAGAAGGGACCAUUAUGAUCAUCUAGUCUGACCUCCUGCACAAUGCAGGCCACAGAAUCUCACCCACACACUCCUGUAACAAACCCCUAACCCAUGUCUGAG
This is a messenger RNA of Mauremys mutica (yellowpond turtle), 2030 nucleotides long. RefSeq names its product interferon alpha and beta receptor subunit 1 (gene IFNAR1). The record is from RefSeq and is a predicted model, not a curated record. The transcript has 11 exons. Gene Ontology annotation, molecular function: protein binding. Lineage: Eukaryota; Metazoa; Chordata; Testudines; Geoemydidae. Bases 108 to 1811 code for a protein of 567 amino acids.